Messenger RNA from Echinops telfairi (small Madagascar hedgehog), 984 nucleotides. RefSeq lists its product as uncharacterized. Lineage: Eukaryota; Metazoa; Chordata; Mammalia; Afrosoricida; Tenrecidae. The record is from RefSeq and is a predicted model, not a curated record. The transcript is spliced from 5 exons. Bases 1 to 984 code for a protein of 327 amino acids.
AUGGCCGGUCGGACUCUAUCUCUGCGCUAUGGCCAGGUGGGGCCCCCCAUCUCUGGGACCCAGGCGCCUACACCUGGGCCCAGCUGGCAGCUCACCAGCAGCGGUGUCGGCCACCACUUUAUCCCACCCGUGUUCUUCACGCUGCCCACAGGCCAGUCCACGGUCGUGGAGCCCCUGCCCCUGGUCGCCAAGCAGGGCCAGCACAUCUGGGAUUUCGAUGAGGUCAUCAGCAGGUGGGAGACCACCUCCGGCUCGGCUUAUGUGCCCAAGACCCACAGCGGCCCCUACGCGCAGCCCAAGGCCCCAGAGCCUGCGGACCCCACGCGGACUAUGGGGAUCAAGGAUUUGGGGGAAAAGCUCAAACACUGCGCCUGGCGCCUCCCUCGGAUCCGGGUUCCGGAGCACUAUCUCAGCGAGAUGAGGGAGAACUUCCCCAGCUGGCCCAGUCUCAACCCGCACGCCACCUUUGACACCGGGCCCCAGCCCCUGGAGCUGGUGGACCACCACCACGGUGGCCCUUCCCAGGCUCUGGUCCCCUGGAUGAGGAACGCUGAGCUGGCCGGCCAGCCUUUCACGGUAUCUGACCAGGCCCUCCUGGACCAGUGUCAGCCCUACUUGACCACCUCGGCCGGCCAUUUCCGUGCCUAUCCGAAGAAGGAGCUGUCCGGAUACCCCUGUAAGGACACGCUGACUUUCUGGAACAUGGGGCAGACGGCUCUGGCAUGUGGCGACCGCUGCCAGCCGCCCCUCCAGCCAGCGCGGGUCCCUGUGCCCCCGGCGGUGCCGCACCGAGGAGCGCUCUCUCUGGCCCAGGAGUCCUAUGGCCGCCCAUCUCACCCACUCUGCGGGCUCCACCGGUUCUGCCCGCUGGAAGUGCCCUGGGGCAGACCCCACUGGAAGCCCGUGCCGGCCAUCUACUCCACGCCCCACGCCUACCGCACCGAGUACUCGCGCUACGGCAGCUUCAAGCCCGCCCUGGUCUGA